Messenger RNA from Amphimedon queenslandica, 3077 nucleotides. RefSeq names its product coatomer subunit beta-like. The record is from RefSeq and is a predicted model, not a curated record. Gene Ontology annotation, cellular component: COPI vesicle coat; cytoplasm. NCBI's taxonomy places the organism in Eukaryota, Metazoa, Porifera, Demospongiae, Haplosclerida, Niphatidae. Bases 87 to 2963 code for a protein of 958 amino acids. Gene Ontology annotation, molecular function: structural molecule activity. Gene Ontology annotation, biological process: intra-Golgi vesicle-mediated transport; intracellular protein transport; endoplasmic reticulum to Golgi vesicle-mediated transport. The transcript has 21 exons.
UGUGACGAUACUCCGUAUACUCUUAGUGCCCUGCCACGUUUUUCAUCCAUUGUUCCUUGCAGAGAGAUAAGGAGGUUCUAUUAAAGAUGGGAGAGCAGCCUUGUUACACAAUAAUCCAUCCAGGGGAACACUUCAGCCCUCCUAAUGAACAGCAACUCAAACAUGACCUUGAGCACGGAGACAAUAAGAUAAAAGCCCAGACACUAAAGACAAUAAUAAUGAUGAUACUGAACGGAGAUAGACUGCCCAACCUCCUAAUGACAAUCAUUCGAUUCACUCUCCCGUCUAACGAUCACGCUAUUAAGAAGCUCCUCCUUAUUGUGUGGGAGGUGUGGCCUAAGACCACGCCCGAUGGGAAGCUGCUGCACGAGAUGAUACUUGUGUGUGAUGCUUAUCGGAAAGAUCUACAGCAUCCUAAUGAGUUUGUUAGGGGAUCUACUCUUCGGUUUCUUUGUAAACUGAAAGAGCCCGAGCUUCUUGAGCCUCUCAUGCCAUCCAUUAGGAACUGUCUUGAGCAUCGUCACGGCUAUGUACGGAGGAAUGCAGUCCUGGCCAUUUACACAAUAUACAAGAACUUUGAGCAGCUGAUCCCAGAUGCACCAGAACUGAUCCAGUCAUUCCUUGAAGGAGAGCAGGAUCCAUCAUGCAAGAGGAAUGCCUUUAUGAUGUUGAUACAUGUUGAUAGGGAUCGUGCGUUGGAUUAUUUGACUGGUUGUAUUGAUCAAGUGAGUGACUUUAAUGACAUACUCCAACUUGUCAUAGUGGAGCUGGUCUACAAGGUCUGUUAUGCUAACCCCAAUGAGAGGCCUAGGUUCAUUAGGUGUAUUUAUAAUCUUCUCAAUUCAACAUCAGCUGCUGUUCGUUAUGAAGCUGCCGGGACACUAGUCACACUCUCAUCAUCACCCACAGCUAUCAAGGCAGCUGCUCAGUGUUACAUUGAACUGAUAGUCAAGGAAAGUGAUAAUAAUGUGAAGCUGAUUGUCCUUGAUAGAUGGACUGCUCUGAAGGAAUUCUCAACCCACAGGAAAGUACUUGAGGAUCUAGUGAUGGAUAUAUUAAGAGUUCUGUCAAUGGCUGACCUUGAGGUUAGGAAGAAAACCCUUGAACUAGUUCUGGACCUUAUAACAUCAAAGAAUAUCGAUGAGGUUGUUAUGAUAUUGAAGAAGGAGGUUACCUCCAGUAGUGGCAAUGGUGAGGGAGGGAGAGGAGGGGAUGAAGCUGACGUCUCUAGCUACAGACAGGCUCUCGUUAGGACACUUCAUGCCUGCUCUGUCAAGUUUGCUACAGUAGCACCUUCUGUUGUACCACUGUUGUUGGAGUUUUUGUGUGACAGUGAUGACAAGACUGCCGAGAGUGUUCUUGUGUUUGUUCGUGAGGCAGUCGAGCGUUCUCCCGACCUCAAGCCAGCGAUUGUGUCUCGCCUCCUUGAUAUAUUUAGCACUAUACAGUCGGUGGAGGUUCAUCGUAGCACCCUGUGGAUACUGGGAGAGUAUUGCACUGACAUGACUGAUAUUACUAAACUGGUCGCUGCUAUAAGGACUUCACUAGGAGAGAUACCAAUAGUAGAUUCAGAGAUUAGGAAGCAGGCUGGAGAAGAUGAGGAAGGAUCUUUUGAUGAUGAUGACAAGUCAAAGUCCUCGCGUCUAGUGACAGCUGACGGUACUUACAUAUCCCAGAGUGCACUGAGCACAGCUGCUGUUAAGAAAGAUGAAAAGAUUCCUCCAUUGCGUGGUUAUUUGUUGGACGGUAAUUUCUUUAUUUCAGGGGUACUUGCUGGUACACUCACUAAAUUAGCUAUUCGUUAUCUUGACCAGCAAACUGAACCAAGGAGUUGCAAUGCAUUUGUUGCUGAGGCUAUGCUAAUAAUGGCUAGUGUUCUUCACCUGGGUAGAUCUGGUAUUCCUAAAAAGCCUAUUACAGAAGAUGAUAAUGAGAGAAUAUCAACUUGUCUUAAAGUUCUUGCUGAGCGUAAUAAAUUCAUUAAUUCUGUUUUUGAUGUGAGAUCCCGUGAAGCUCUAGCAGCCAUGCUAUCAGCAAGACAGAACGAGAAAGAAGAAAAAGAGGAGUCACAGAAAGUGGAGACUCACGCUGAUGAUGGUAUAGUCUAUGAGAUGCUCUCUGGUAAAGACGAUAUAGUCGGAGAGAACAAGUUUGAUGCUAGCCUGCUACAAGCAACCGGUAUCGGUGGAGUUGGUGGCAGCCAGGGACAACAAGGCUCAUUAGUGAGUGCUUCAAAACUAAACAAGGUUGUUCAGUUGACUGGUUUCUCUGAUCCAGUCUAUGCUGAGACAUAUGUUAAUGUGAAUCAGUAUGAUAUUGUGCUUGAUGUACUUAUUGUCAACCAAACUGCCGAUACACUACAGGGACUAUCACUGGAGCUAGCAACACUAGGUGACUUAAAGCUUGUUGAAAGGCCUGGAUCCGUUACCAUUGGUCCUCAUGAUUUUGUGAAUAUAAAGGCAUCCAUUAAAGUCUCAUCUACAGAGAAUGGAAUUAUAUUUGGAAAUAUUGUGUAUGAUAUAGUUGGAUCUACUUCUGAUCGUAAUUGUGUUAUACUCAACAACAUCCAUAUUGAUAUAAUGGAUUACAUACAACCGGCUAAUUGCACUGAUAACGAGUUUAGGAAGAUGUGGAUGGAAUUUGAGUGGGAAAAUAAGAUCAACCUUAAUACAAAUAUCACUGAUCUAAAUGAGUUCCUGGACCACAUAUUGGCUAAGACUAAUAUGAAGUCUUUGACACCAAGACAAGCAUUACUUGGUGAUUGUUGUUUCUUGGCUGCUAAUUUAUAUGCUAGGAGUAUCUUUGGAGAAGAUGCCUUAGCUAAUGUUAGCAUUGAGAAACCAUUUGGAUCAGGACCUGAGACACCAGUACAAGGACACGUGAGAAUAAGAGCUAAAACACAGGGAAUGGCUCUUAGUCUUGGUGACAAGAUUACGGCGUGUCAGAAGCGUUCCACAUCAUAGUGGUUGAGAAACUAUUUUGAGUGACUCAUUCAUUGCUUUUAGUUGUUUUGUUUUCAUAAUAAAAUUUAAUGUAAAAAUUAUUGAUUUGUUUCAGCAAAGAUUGAGUGCACUAUA